AUGUCGUCCACACCCGUCAUGAUUCCAAAGACGCCGUCGUCAGUUCCCCCGACAGAGGAAGAAGUUGCAUCGCUUAUAAACACCAUAUUCAACUCGGAAAGGUCACAAGAGUCCCUGGACGCUUCGUACGCCCUGACCAACCUCCUAAUCCAGUCUGUCGGGUUUCGCGGACUACACGGAUAUAAUCUGUUGAAGGAUAUCAAGAAAGGGGCUGGGGAUAAGAAAAGCGGAGCAAAACGAGAAAGUGCAAUGUUGAUUCUGGGCGCUCUCUUCGAAAGAUUCCCCCCAGAACAGCCACUCAGUGAAGUUGUAUUCUUGAUCGAGGAUGGAGGACUGCUUUCUCUUGCCUUGGAUGCCUUGGCUGAUAAGGGUGCUGUGGUGCGGGAGUCCGCCAAGUAUGCAGUGGAUGCGCUGUUUUCUUGCCUGAAGGUCGAGUCGUUAGUCACUGCCCUUGUCCCAGCACUCUCAGCAUAUCUCAGGAAAUCUAGUGGGAAAUGGCAAGGUGCCGUGGAAGCCUAUCGACUGCUGGAGAAGGUAGCUGAGAAGACUCAGGCGGGCUCGGAUACGAAGGAGGAAAGUUUGCAGAAGGACCUACUCCGGGAUUCCUUGGGCAGAUGCUUGAAAGAACUUAUCCCUAUUGUCGAGUCCGGUAUGCAUGAUCUGAAAAGCGAGGUCUCGAAACAAGCAGUUAAAACCAUGACUGCCUUGACUACCGUACUUUACAAUGACGAUGUUGCUCCUAGAAUUUCGUUGCUGAUUAAAGCCAUGGAAAACCCUGAUGCACAAACGUUACAAAAGGCCAUUCUGGCACUAUCUCAGACCACAUUCGUCGCGAUUGUUACAUCUCCUGUGCUUGCUCUCCUUACUCCUCUUCUGGAACGAUCCCUAAACACGCCCACUACCCCUCAGGAGGUUCUUCGCCAGACCGUUGUUGUCGUGGAGAAUCUCACAAAGCUUGUGCACGACCCUAAUGAAGCGAGAACAUUCCUGCCGAAAUUAAAGCCAGGUGUGCAAAGUGUAAAGGACAGGGCGUCUUUGCCAGAAGUUCGAGAGCUAGCAACGAGGGCUUUGGAUGUCAUUCACAAGGCUAUGGGCGAUGACAGUAGUAAUUUGGCCAACGGUGUUGUGGCGCAAGUAUCAACAGAUGAAAUCUUGAAAGUUCUGGAGAAUCAAGUGAAUAUCCACGGGGGGCUCGUGAAUAAACAAGAUGAACCAUUCUGGGCGCUCGCGAAGACAUAUAUUUCCGAAAUGGUUCGCGAUGAUGUCAAUUCGAGACUUCUUGACCGCAUUCCACUCUGUGUUAGGUCAUAUCUCAGCCAACUGGUGAACGAGGGACAAGAGGAUGCCAUCGCCGCAGCAGUUCACGCUCACUUCGUGGAAGAGGACAAACGGAAAUACGGAGUAAAUGUUCAAGAAGACUCAGGUGAGGUUGAAAUUGUCAAUGCUGAUUUCUCCCUCGCCUAUGGAGGCAUGCUUCUUCUGUCCCAUACAAACCUGAGGCUCCUUAAGGGGCACCGAUACGGACUCUGCGGACGUAACGGAGCGGGAAAAUCCACACUCAUGCGCAGUAUUGCGGAGGGCAAACUCGAGGGAUUUCCUCCCAAGGAUGUUUUGAAGACAUGUUUCGUGGAGCAUAACCAAGGUGAAGAUGCGGAUCUGAGCAUCCUGGAAUUUGUCUCCAAAGACCCGGAAUUAGCUGCAACGGGCAAAGAACGAAUCUCUGAAGUUUUGAACGAAGUUGGUUUCACAGCUGGUCCUGGCGGGCGACAGGAACAAAAAGUUGGGUCACUUUCCGGUGGAUGGAAAAUGAAGCUGGCUCUGGCGCGAGCUAUGCUUAUGAGAGCUGACGUUCUCCUUCUCGACGAACCGACAAAUCACUUGGAUGUAGCGAAUGUGAAAUGGCUACAGGACUAUCUGAAGCAGCACACAGAAGUCACUAGUUUGAUCGUCAGUCAUGAUUCUGGAUUUUUAGACGAAGUCUGCACCGAUAUCUACCACUAUGAAGGGAAAAAGCUGGUCUGCUACAAGGGUAACCUUGCUGCGUUUGUCAAGGUCAAGCCGGAAGCGAGCAGCUACUACACCCUUAGCUCAAGUAAUGUUCAGUUCAAGUUCCCUCCUCCGGGUAUCUUGACCGGUGUGAAGUCGCAGACCCGUGCCAUCCUUCGCAUGACCAACGUUACUUACACGUAUCCCGGCAAUUCCAAGCCCUCUCUGGUCGAUGCGAACUGUUCCCUAACGCUUUCAUCUCGCACAGCUAUCAUUGGUGGCAACGGCGCUGGUAAAUCAACUUUCAUCAAGCUCUUGACCGGAGAGCUCAUUCCUCAAUACGGCAAGGUUGAAAAGCACCCCAAUCUUCGAAUAGGGUAUAUCAAACAGCAUGCCUUGGAGCACGUGGAAAUGCACAUGGAGAAAACUCCCAACCAGUAUCUGCAGUGGAGAUAUCAGAAUGGCGACGAUCGAGAGGAGUUGAUGAAGCAGACCAGAGUUCUGACUGAGGAAGAUCGAGCGCAAAUGGAGAAACCCAUUGACAUCGGCGAUGGAAGGGGCCCACGUCGGAUCGAAGCCUUGAUUGGUCGACAGAAAUAUAAGAAGACAUUCCAAUAUGAAGUUAAAUGGAUAGGGAUGAUUCCCAAAUACAACACAUUUAUCUCCCGCGAAACACUGUUAAAGGAAGGCUUCCAAAAGCUCGUUCAAGAAUACGAUGACCACGAAGCCUCACGCGAAGGUCUUGGAUACCGCGUGCUGGAACCAAAAGUGAUCUCCAAACACUUUGAAGACGUCGGCCUCGACCCAGAAAUUGCAAACCAUAAUCAAAUCUCUGGCCUCUCAGGCGGUCAGAAGGUCAAAGUCGUCCUCGCCGGCGCCAUGUGGAACAAUCCACACCUGCUCGUCCUCGACGAACCAACUAACUUCCUUGACCGUGACUCGCUGGGCGGUCUCGCCGUUGCCAUCCGCGACUACAAGGGUGGUGUAGUGAUGAUUUCCCACAACGAGGAGUUCGUCGGUGCCCUCUGCCCCGAGCAGUGGCACGUGGAGGACGGGCGGAUGACGCACAAAGGUCAUGUAUCCCUUUCUCUCGACCGGUUCGAGGACAGCUCUCGUGCUCCAAGCACUGUCGCAAGCAGCGUUGUCUCGAGCGCGGUGGCCUCCGCUGCUAACUCCGGAGCUGAGGAUGCAGGCGGAGAGUUGAAAUUCAAGGCCAAGAAAAAGAAGAAGUUGACUCGUGCGCAGAUGAAGGAUCGUGAGGUGCGGAGACGUUUGAGGCAUAUUGAGUGGCUGAACUCCCCCAAGGGCACACCUCAUCCGGUUGAUACUGACGAUGAAGAGUGA
Molecule: messenger RNA, 3330 nt
Organism: Paracoccidioides brasiliensis Pb18
Exons: 3
Coding region: 1-3330 (1109 amino acids)
Molecular function (GO): ATP binding; ATP hydrolysis activity
Source: RefSeq, a predicted model, not a curated record